UUUGUAACAUUCCCAUAAUUUUUAAUGUGUAGAAGAUGUAAAAUUCGAUACAUUUAUAAAUCAAAAACAUUAGUUUAAUGCUGAAAUAAUGAUUACUCCCCUUUUACUACAGAGGUCAAUGCUUGUCAUCGAUCGGUUAGCGUAUUAAAUAGCGGUUCACAUGUGCUAACGGUGACAGACCUGUUCGUAGUGAGACAUGGCUCUGCAACGGCUGGGAUGUACGGCGUGUAUCUGCCUUCAAAGACAGUACAUACGACAGGGAUGUUCCUGGCAAGCUAUUUCUUCAAGGAGGAGAGCUCACAGUCACAAACUCAUCAACCCUGAGUUUCCUGACAAUCGGUUUACAACUGUGUACAGAGAUAUACAUGGGUCGGUGGAGGAUUCUUCUACUGCUAAGGACUUCAUUUUUGCCCUGAAGCCCCACGAAAGAUCUCUUCUAUUUAACGAACUGAAGACUUUUGAAAGUGAAAACGAAAGUACUGCAGGUCCUACAGAAGUACAUCCUCCCACCUCAGGACAGCUGAAGAAAG
Molecule: messenger RNA, 530 nt
Organism: Mizuhopecten yessoensis (Yesso scallop)
Lineage: Eukaryota; Metazoa; Mollusca; Bivalvia; Pectinida; Pectinidae
Exons: 2
Source: RefSeq, a predicted model, not a curated record